This is a messenger RNA of Plasmodium yoelii, 2160 nucleotides long. Its product is annotated as selenocysteine-specific elongation factor, putative. NCBI's taxonomy places the organism in Eukaryota, Apicomplexa, Aconoidasida, Haemosporida, Plasmodiidae. Bases 1 to 2160 code for a protein of 719 amino acids. The record is from RefSeq and is a predicted model, not a curated record. Gene Ontology annotation, molecular function: translation elongation factor activity; GTPase activity; GTP binding. The transcript has a single exon. Gene Ontology annotation, biological process: selenocysteine incorporation.
AUGAUUAAUGUUAAUAUAGGAGUAUUAGGACAUGUAGAUUCUGGGAAAACAAGUUUAUGUCGAUGUUUAAGUGAAGUUUUGAGCACCUGUGCUUUGGAUAAGCAUAGGCAAAGUCAAGAAAAGGGAAUAACCAUUGAUCUUGGAUUUUCAUCAUUUUACAUAAAAAAAAAAAAAAGCCAAACUUCAACUAGCCAAACUACAACUAGCCAAAAUCAACAUGGAGAAAUUCAAAAUAAUAAAAUAGUACCCAAACAUGGACCAAAUAAAAAUGAAUGCAUUCCUGACCAAAAUGACGUAAAAAAAGAGGAUAUUAAUAAUGAUUGUGAAAUAGAAAAUAUUCAAAAUAUAUCAGACGAAAAUGAGUUAAUACAAAUAUGCUUAGUAGAUUGUCCUGGCCAUCAUUCUCUAAUAAAAUGCAUAGUAAUGGGGGCAAAAAUUAUGGAUAUGAUUUUUUUAGUUAUAGAUAUAAAUAAAGGGAUACAAAAACAAACAAUAGAGUGCUUAGUUUUAUGCCAAUUUGUAAAAAGUGAUAUUAUUAUUAUUCUAAAUAAAAUUGAUUUAAUACCUUUACAUGAAAGAGAAAAAAAAAUUAACACCAUGAAAAAAAAAAUUAAAGACGCAAUAAAUAGAACAUCUCUAAAAAAGUUGUCAUAUUACAUAGUUAGCUUAUCUGCUAACAAGAAAAAUCAAAAUGAUAACGAAAAAAUAGAUCAUGUUGAAAUUGAAGAAAAUGCGAUUUCUAUGUGUAGAAACAAUCCAAAUGAAAUUAAUCCUCGUUUCAACAUUCUAAAAAAAGAAAAACAUACAAGCGAAAAUAUAAAUGAACUUAUAGAAUUAUUAAAAAGUGUUAUAAAAAUUCCAGUAAGAGAAACAAAUCCAAGUUUUGAAGAUUUUUAUUUUUUAUAUGACCAUUCAUUUGAAAUAAAGGGGAAAGGUAUGGUAUAUACAGGAACUGUUAUAAAAGGUAAAAUAACAAUAAAUUCGAAUAUUUCUAUAUUGCCUUUAAAUAUAAAAGGAAAAAUUAAAGAUAUACAAAGUUUUAAAAAAAAACAAAAAGAAGGUACAUCAGGUAAUAGGUUAUCAUUUUUAAUAUCACAUGAUAAUAUUAAAAAUUUGAAAAAAGUAGAAAGAGGCAUAAUUGUUCAUGAAAAAUCAAAUAUAUGCAAUUUUACUGUAUUUAUUUGUAAAAUAAAAUUAAUAGAAUUUUAUAAAAAAAGUAUAAAAAAUAAAGAAUUGUUAACAUGCAUAAUUGGUUUUGCUUCAUCACAUUCUUAUGGCUUUUUUUUUAAAAAGUUAAAAACAGACCCCGAAAAGGAGCAAACUAUUAAUGGGCAUAAUAAUGGGCAUAAUAAUGGGCAUAAUAAUGGGCAUAGUAAUGGGCAUAGUAAUGGGCAUAAUAAUGGGCAUAGUAAUGGGCAUAGUAAUGGGCAUAAUAAUGAACAGAAUAACGGACAGAAUAAUGGGGAAAGAGAUUCUACUUGCCUUUCAAACAAUAUUGGAUUUGAUAGGAAUGGAAAUUACUUAAUUAUUGACGAGGUGGAAUAUCUUAACCACAUAAAUGAUGAAACAGUUUCAGAAAACGAUUUAUUCGAAGAUGAAAAAGACGAAGAAAUAUAUUUCUUAGUUAUCUUAAAAAAAAAAAUGUACGGAUUUAAUGGAGAAAAAUGUAUAUUUUUAAAAAAUGAUGAAAAUAUCAACUGCAGAAUAUGCUUACAUGGAAAUAUAGUAGACAUAAUUAAAGAUAGUGCAAUAAAUUCCCAAAUUAAUAAUUCCACAUUUGUUAUGAACAAAAAGCCAUGUUUAAAUGAACAUGAGGAUUAUAAAAAUUUAAAAAUAAUGAAAGAAAAGGAAAAAAUUGGAUUAAUUGAAAAAGUAAUUGAUAAUACUACUUUAUUAUGCAAAAAUGUUUUUACCUCUUCAAAUCAAGUCACAGCUUAUUUGACACAAAAAAUUUAUCUCAUACCCUUAGAACAUCAAAAAAAUAAAAAUGUGUGCAAAACAGCAACCAUUGGCUAUAUAGCCAAAUCUUUUGCAAAAAAUGGAAAAUUCAUUGUUCAUUUUGAUGAUGAUAUUUCGCAUAUUAAGGAUAAUAUAAAAUCGUACAUAAUUAUGAUUAAGUAUUACAAAGACAUUUUCACAAAAAAAAAAAUUUUCAUGUAA